AUGUGUAUGAAUUCUGUAUUUCUUAUCAUCGUCUCUACCGUAUGCUUUCAUUUUGUUUCUAGUCAACAAUCCGAUUUAAUAGCAGAUAAAGCCGUCCAGUGCUCGAGCGAUGCGAUGCUGGUUAAAUUUUUGUUCACACGACCCUUUGAGGGGAGUAUAUUUACAGAAAAGGGAUAUAACAAAGAAAAAUGUCAUUGGGCUGGUAAUUCUCGAUCCGAAAUGACGGUUACGGUGCCGAUAUUGAAUUCCACAGAGUGUGGCGUGGCGCAUAAUCAGGAAAACGAUGAAUAUGUUGUAAAACUAAUCGUCAGUCCUGUCGAUGGACUUAUCGUGGAUGGUUUUUCGGCGGUCAAUGUUCGAUGCAUUUACAUGACUCAAGAUAUCACCCUAACUCUUCCCGCCGGUCAAGAUGGAAAGCACGCCCUUAGCAUAAGCGGCUCGACAGUCGAAGAUUCUGUAGUUACCGGAAAUGGUGGUGCUCCAUUGCUUUCGAUGCAGAUCCUAGAAGGACACGGAAUUACGGGACAGCCAGUUGCUAGAGCUUCGGUGGGCCAGCGAAUCAGCUUGGAUGUGAUGCUAAAAGACACCUCAAUUUACGAUUUCUAUGUGCAUUCCUGCUUUGCUAAUGAUGGGUUGAACAAUCCGGAUGCUACGAUUCAAAUUAUUGAUGAGAACGGUUGUGGUGUUCGACUGUCAAGAGCUGUAGAUGUACCAGUCCUCAGCUCCUCCUCACCGGAUAAUGGAGCUAAACAUGUCUAUCUUCACAUGUAUGGAUUCCAGUUUACUUCGUCCCAAUUUGUCCACUUUGAAUGCCAAGUACGACCCUGUGUCCAUUCAUGCAAACGACAACAAUGCGAAUCUGGAACCACCUCCGCGGUCCCAUUAAUCCCAGCGCGGUUUAGAAGGGAAAGUUGGGAAAAGAAUAGAAUCAACUUGAAAGAAGAUGCGGAUGCCAUGGAAAAUUUGCAUUUGACAACGGUGCUCCAGAUUGAUCCUCCGAGGAUGAAACGAGAUGCUUUAGUAUGGUCCGAGGGUGAAAAAGUGACAAGCUGCACAUGCGUCUCACUCCAACUCUUCCUCCUCGCUGGCCUCGUCGAAAUGGCCGUCGGUGCACUAAUGACAAUGCUCCUACUCCGAAUCUGCCGAAACCCACUUACAGCCAAGGAUUUUAACCAU
Molecule: messenger RNA, 1176 nt
Organism: Mesorhabditis spiculigera
Lineage: Eukaryota; Metazoa; Nematoda; Chromadorea; Rhabditida; Rhabditidae
Source: the annotation of a GenBank genome assembly